This is a messenger RNA of Cuscuta epithymum, 917 nucleotides long. Lineage: Eukaryota; Viridiplantae; Streptophyta; Magnoliopsida; Solanales; Convolvulaceae. The record is from the annotation of a GenBank genome assembly.
CUAAGCCUAAUUUGAUAGCCAGAAUAUCGUAACCUUUAAAAUGCUGUGUUCGGGUCAUACCCGGGGCACACACAAAGCCCCUUUCUUCUCUUUCUACUUCAAAAAUCGGAAACAAAGCUGUGAUCUGCCAUCACUGUUGUAUAGCUAAUGGCUAAUAAACAUACAAUUAUUCUCAUGCAAACAUCUCCUAAUAGAGCAACUCGCACUUUUAUGGAUUAUGAGUCCAUUAAUCAAGCAAUGGAUGGGAUUUGUGCACUAUAUGAAAGAAAACUGAAGGAGAUCAACCCAACCAUAAGAAACAUCUCUUAUGACAUCUCUGAUCUUUACAAUUUUGUUGAUGGGCUUGCAGACAUGAGUGCACUAGUCUAUGAUCACUCAAUUCAGGCUUACUUGCCAUAUGAUCGGCAGUGGAUAAAACAGAAGACAUUUAAUCAUCUGAAAAAACUGGCCUUACAUUAAUUUGGUGUAUGAUAAUUCUCCAUCCAUGUGGAGUUUCAUGGUCUUCUGGGAAGGAAAAUGCUGCAAUGAAAGCUGUUAAGAAUUAUUGUGCAGAUCCUUGAUCAAAUACUCUCUCGUUGUAUCCAUUGCUGAUGUUUCUAUUGAUGCACAUAAAAAUAUAUUUUUGUAUUUGCAGCAUUAGAUUGAAGUCAAAUUGUUAUUAUGCCAUAAAUUUGUAUCUGGUCUGGUGAUUGGCUCUCAGGCUCUCAGCACACUGCCCCUAUUAAGUUGUCAGCAUGUAAACCGUGUGCUUAAGUUCUUAACUUUAUCAGUAUAUCAGUGUAGUAGGUUUUUUUUAAUCCUAUUUCAUGGUCCAUGAAUGAAUGAAUGAUGAACUCACAAUACCAAUAUUGAAAUAUGAAAUUACGUAGUAUUUUAUAGCUACAAUCUCGACUUGUAGCUGUUUAGUGGUAUUUUAA